Molecule: messenger RNA, 994 nt
Organism: Phaeodactylum tricornutum CCAP 1055/1
Lineage: Eukaryota; Bacillariophyta; Bacillariophyceae; Surirellales; Neidiaceae
Product: probable chorismate mutase
Exons: 2
Coding region: 95-994 (299 amino acids)
Biological process (GO): chorismate metabolic process; aromatic amino acid biosynthetic process
Cellular component (GO): cytoplasm
Molecular function (GO): chorismate mutase activity
Source: RefSeq, a predicted model, not a curated record
UUGCGAUAUUUGGCUUCUUCUUGUAGUUCUGCCGUCGUGUACGACCGCUUUUGCUCGAUGGGGGCCAGGUGACCGCUCGGAGCCGUUGACGGGAAUGUCCGCCACUGACUGUGACAACAUCAAAACUGUGGACGUCCUGUCGCUCGAUUCAAUCCGUUCAAGCCUGAUUCGACAGGAGGAGACUAUCAUUUUUGCUUUGAUUGAGCGCGCACAAUUUCGUCAAAAUGAAAUUGUCUAUAGAAAAGGUGGUUUUGGAAAUCUUGGCACGCCCGUCGGUAGCACAUCCGUCGAUGAUCAUGAUCUAUCGUUCAUGGAGUACAUGCUUGUGGGGACAGAGGCACUCCAUUGCGGCGUCCGCCGUUAUACUUCGCCCGAAGAACAGGCAUUUUUCCCAGAACGGCUACCCUAUGGACAGAUGGACGCGCUUCCUCUGCUAGAGUACCCUCAGGAACUUUUGUCGUCAGUCGGUGGAGCUUGCGAUCUCAAUUUCAACAAGGCACUGCUGCAAAACUAUGUGGAAAAAAUCGUGCCGUCAGUCUCUCAACAAGGUGAUGAUGAGCAGCAUGGUUCCACAGUAUUGUGUGAUAUUGCGGCACUUCAGGCUCUGAGUCGUAGAAUUCACUACGGAAAAUUCGUUGCAGAGAGUAAAUUCCGAUCCGAUCCUAGUGGAUACCAACAGUUGGUUGACGCUAAUGAUGCGGACGGGGUUAUGAAGCUACUAACUAACACGGUUGUGGAAGAAAAGGUGAUUAGAAGAGCAAAACUCAAGGCUGCUACCUAUGGGACAGAGCCUCUCCUUUCCGAAAUGCCUCCAAUUAAGGGAGCUGACACAACUUCUAUUGUCGCGGCCGCAGCUGCACCGGGAAAAAUUGACCCGACUGUCAUUGAAAGCGUGUAUAGGGAUAUAGUUAUCCCUUUGACGAAAGUCAUUGAAGUCGCAUACUUGUUCCGACGCUGUGGGAGGGAGCCUCCGCCGGAAUACCAGUUAUGCUGA